This is a messenger RNA of Carassius gibelio (silver crucian carp), 4946 nucleotides long. Its product is annotated as intermembrane lipid transfer protein VPS13B. The record is from RefSeq and is a predicted model, not a curated record. The transcript is spliced from 30 exons. Lineage: Eukaryota; Metazoa; Chordata; Actinopteri; Cypriniformes; Cyprinidae. Bases 149 to 4906 code for a protein of 1585 amino acids.
GCGCUCACGUCUGCUUCGCGUCAGCCCUGUGCCGGAAGUGACGUAUCGACGCUGAGGCGUUGUGUAUGCGGAAGUGAUGGACGCUGCUUGUGUUUGUGUUUCUGUAGGAGUCUGACGCGUCGGUGAAGCUGCGUGACGGGAUGUCAGGAUGCUGGAGUCCUAUGUUUCUCCUCUCUUGAUGAGUUAUGUGAACCGCUACAUUAAGAACCUGAAGCCGUCGGACCUGCAGCUGUCGUUAUGGGGAGGAGACGUGGUUCUGAGCAAACUGGACCUGAGACUGGACGUUCUGGAGCAGGAGCUCAAGCUGCCCUUCACCUUCCUGAGCGGCCACAUCCACGAGCUGCGCAUCCACGUGCCCUGGACCAAACUGAGCUCGGAGCCCGUGGUCAUCACCAUCAACACCAUGGAGUGCAUCCUCAAGCUCCGGGACGGGGUCACGGAUGAUAAUGAAAGCUGUACGUCCAGUUCGACCAAUCGCAGCACCUCUGAGAGCUCUAAGGCCGCGUCUAAACCUCGACGGGUGCAGCAGGCCCCCAGCGACCCUGACCUGCCCCCAGGGUACGUGCAGAGCCUGAUUCGGCGAGUGGUGAAUAACGUCAAUAUCGUGGUCAAUAAUCUGAUUCUGAAGUAUGUGGAAGAUGACAUCGUGCUGUCGGUCAACAUCACGUCUGCGGAGUGCUACACGGUGGACGAUCUGUGGGACCGAGCCUUCAUGGACAUCGUCGCUCCUGACCUGGUCCUGAGGAAGGUGAUCAAUUUCUCCGACUGCACCGUGUGUUUGGAUAAGCGUAAUGCCAGCGGGAAGAUUGAGUUUUAUCAGGACCCGCUGCUCUACAAAUGCUCCUUCAGAACUCGUCUUCAUUUCACCUACGACAACAUCAACGCCAAAAUCCCCGCCGUCUUUAAAGUGCACACGAUGGUGGAGAGUCUGAAGCUCUCUCUGACGGACCAGCAGCUGCCCAUGUUCAUCCGGCUGAUGGAGCUGGGUGUGGCGCUGUAUUACGGAGAGAUGGGCGUCCAUCGAGACGCAGAGAAGGAGGAGAGCGGCUCGCUUCGAGAGAGUGUCUCUGGUCUGAUGGACGCGUCCGAUCCGGCUCUGACAGGGCAGUACUUCCAGGGUGAGGAUGAAGAUCAAGGAUGGAUGUCGUGGGCCUGGUCCUUCGUCCCGGCCAUCGUGAGCACCGGAGAGGAGGAGGGCGAGGGCGAGCCUGGAGACACACCGGAGUCUGGAGCCGCUCGCCCCCUGCAGAGCUCACCCAGAGACCCCAUAGUGUCUGUCGGCUUCUACUGCACCAAAGCCUCCGUCACAUUUAAGCUGACCGAGAGCUGCUCUGAGAGCAGUUACUACAGUCCACAGAAGCUGAAGUCUCGUGAGGUCCUCAGUGUGGAGCAGGAGGGAAUCACGGUGGAGGCGCUGAUGAUGGGCGAGCCCUUCUUCGACUGUCAGGUUGGAGUCGUGGGCUGUCGUGCUGUGUGUCUGAAGGGCAUCAUGGGGGUUCGUGAUUUUGAAGAGAACAUGAACAGAAGAGAGGAGGAUGCCGUGUUCUUCCGCUGCGGCGACACGCUGAAUGUUAAGGGCAUGACAUAUCUGACCAACUCCCUCUUCGACUACCGCAGCCCAGAGAACAACGGAGUCCGAGCAGAAUUCAUACUGGAUGGAAACCUGCACAGGGAGACAUACACAGAGAACACGGGGCUGCAGCGCUAUGGUGCUUUCUACAUGGAUUACCUGUACACGAUGGAGAACAGCAGCAGAGUCUGCGUGGGGCAGCAGGAUUUUCCUGCGCUGCGUAAAGACGAGCCGCCGCUGGUGCAGGAGACGUCUGUGAAGAGGAUCGCGGUCGGACCGUUAGAUGUGCAGCUCCACAGCAGCGCUGUCCACCGCAUCCUGAAGAUGACCGCAUGCACACUGGACCACGAGUACCAGCCCUACUGCAGACCACAGCCAGAUGUCGUGGAGGAGUGUGUGUGUGUGCUGCCGGAGCAGGUGUCAGCGCUGGAGGAGUUUAUUCCCAUCCGUCAGACGAGUGUGACGCUGAUGAGAGCCACAGUCACUGUCCCUGCUGCAGAAUACAACCUCCUGCACCUCUUACUUCCUGUUAUACUGGGACACAAGGUCUCGUCUGCGCAGACGUCUGUCCCUCAGUUCCAGCUGCUGCGUCCUCUUCCUGCUCUUCAGCUGCAGUUUGAGCGCAUCACGUUCGAGCAUUCAGUGCCAAUGUAUGAACAGGAAGUGACCCGUGCCGCCAGCAGCCUGAACCAGCCCUCAGACACACUCCUGCACCACUGCUACACACACUGCUACCUGAAGGUCUUUGAGCUUCAGGCUGGUCUGACUGUAAUCGACUCAGAGGGGGUGUUUCAGACACUCAUUCCCAUAAUUCCUUCUUUCAGUACUGCUCUCUAUGGGAAGCAGCUCCGGUUGCCUGCAUACUGGGAGAGGAAGCCUUCAGUCCCGGUGUGUGAGUGUGUGUUCGAGCUCCCGCAGGUGUGUGUGCAGGCGACGCGUGCGCAGGUGCUGCUGCUGCAGAGCAUGUAUCGCAGCUGGACACAGAGUGUGGGAGGCGGAGCCUGCAGCAGCAUCAGCGACAGCCUCAUAAGCCACGCCUACAAAACUCCAGGUGUGAAGCCGGUGUGUAGCGCUCCUGUGCUGGAGGUGUGUGUUCAGCGUGUGGAGCUGAAGGUGUGUGUGCGGCCGGCGCUGCUGUGUGUUUCUGGGACUCUGGGAGCCGUGAAAGUGUGUGCAAGAACACCGGGUGUGUGUGAGGGGCAGAAGGAUCAGCUGGUUCCUCUGGUCCAGGGUCCGUCUGACACCACAGAUCUUCACACGAGCCGCUGGUUGAGCGGGAGCCGUAAGCCGGCGUCUCUCCUGUCUCCUGAUCUCCUGCAGAUCUCCCUCCAGCUCCCGCAGCAGGAGCACCUGCACAGCCCCGGUGCGGUGCUGUUGGUCAGUGUUCAGGGCAUCGCUGUCAAUGUGGAUCCGGUUCUGUCCUCCUGGCUGCUGUUCCACCCUCAGAGAACCAGCGGCAGCAGACAGACUCAACAGGUUUCCAUGGUGAUGAAGAAGAGGAGGGAGGAUGAAGCAUCUGUUGGCAGCACACCACUAACACACAAACAACCCAGUAAUCAAGCAUCAGACUACACCAGCAGUCCUGUGAAGACCAAGACUGUGACAGAGUCGAGACCUCUCUCUGUUCCAGUGAAGGUUUUUCCAUCAUCUGAAGAAUGUCACGUGAGUCCAGAGGAGCACAUGAAGAACCUGAUAACACACACCUGGAACGCUGUCAAACACCUCACGCUGCAGGUGGAUCUGCAGUCGUGCUGUGUGUUCAUGCCGGCCGACAGCCUCCCGUCUCCCAGCACGCUGGUAUGCGGUGACAUCCCGGGAACCGUGCGCAGCUGGUAUCACAGUCAGGCGUGUAUGCCGGGGACGCUGGUGCUCUGUCUGCCGCAGAUCAGCGUGUUGAGCGCAGGACACCGGCGCAUGGAGCCACUGCAGGACGUCCCCUUCACUGUGCCCAGACCCGUGCUGGAGGAGGGUGAUGCGUUCCCGUGGACAGUGUGUGUGAGUCGGCUGAGUGUGUACUCUCUCCUGGGACAGCAGCGGUCUCUUAGCGUGCUCGAGCCGGUGGGCUGCACCUCCACGCUGGUGCUCACUGCACCCAAACUGCAGCCCGACAGCAAAGACGCCUUCAUCAUGUGUCUGCAUGUGGACCUGCAGCCGGUGCAGCUGAAGUGCUCCAACCCUCAGGUCCAGCUGGUGUAUGGUUUGUGGUGUCGAUGGAGUCAGAUCUUUAGUGUGUUUGACCGGAUGCAGAGCAGAGGAGCUCAGAGAGCGUCAGCCGGAUUCCCAGAGUCCUCGGCGCCCCCCGCUGGACCCUUGUCACCUGUCCACAGCAGUGUGGGCACCAUCCCGCCGGACACCAGCACCUACAGCCCGUCAGCUGACCUGGGCUCUCCUACAGAGGGGGAUUCGGCGCACACAGAGGACCCAGCAGCCGGUGAGACCAUGACUCUGGAGCAGAAGACCUGCAGCAUCAGCAGCGCCAGCGGACGACUGAGCAUCUGGAUGCAGUGGAUGCUGCCUAAACUCACACUCCAGCUGUUCUCCUGCGAGCCCAGGAACAAGGAGCUGUGUGUGAUGGCAGAGAUGGAGGAUAUGAGCGCGUCUGUGGACGUUCAGGACGUUUAUACCAAGGUGAAGUGUAAAGUGGGCAGCUUCCACAUAGAUCACUACAGAAGCAGUGCUGAAGAGAGCCCGUGUGGUGGGGUCGUCCUCUCUUGCACUGAAAAGCUGAACAGACGCACGGUUCUGCUGCGGCCGCUCAGCAAGCAGGAGCCUUACAGCCAUUUCAGCUUCUUUCCACCUACGGCGGCGAAGGCUCUGGAGGUCUCGCACCAGCAGCACGGCUUCCUGUCGGUGACCUACACGCAGGCCGUGACGCGUAACGUGAGGCAUAAGCUGACGGCGCGUCAGGAGCGUGUGCCGGCGUCUCAGAGGCUGUGUGAGGACGGGGUGGACGGGUCACCACAGCACCUGCACGAGAUCCUGCUCACAGCACAACCCUUCGACCUGGUGCUGUCCUGCCCCCUGCUGGUGAUGGUGGCGCGUGUGUUCCAGGUGUCCCCCCCGCAGCAGCUGCGUCCUCCGAUCCGAGAGCGUGUGUCAGCCGGGCAGCCCAUGAGAGGACACUCGCUGUCGUCCAGCAGCCUGCCGCUCGUCUACCUCAACACCAGCGUGAUCCGGGUCUUCUGCCCCCUGGAGGACACGCAGAGCAGCACACAUUCACAGCUCAAGCACAGGAAGGAAGACACGGUUGUGCUGAAGAUUGGAUCAGUGAGCAUUGCUCCUCAGGCUGAUAAUCCACUGCCACGCUCCGUCCUGCGCAAAGACAUCUACCAGUGAGUGUGUGUGUGUGUGUGUGUGUGUGUGAGAGAGAGAGAAA